Messenger RNA from Prosopis cineraria, 2367 nucleotides. RefSeq names its product outer envelope protein 64, mitochondrial. The record is from RefSeq and is a predicted model, not a curated record. Lineage: Eukaryota; Viridiplantae; Streptophyta; Magnoliopsida; Fabales; Fabaceae. The coding region runs from base 171 to 1988 and encodes 605 amino acids. Gene Ontology annotation, molecular function: protein binding. The transcript is spliced from 13 exons.
CGAUUCACAGAAAGCGCACGAUAGCGCAUUUCCUUUGUUCGGCGGCGCACUUGCCACCUACUCCUCUUUCUAAAACCCUCCCAAAACCCUCUUCUUUGGAAACGCCCCGCCCCUCAACGUUUCAUUUCUACACACACACACACACACACACUCUAUCUCUGUGGUCGAUCAUGUCGAAAUCAUUGAAGUUUGUUAAGGAGAAUGCUUCCAACCCGAAGCUGUGGUUAGUAAUCGGACUCGGUGUUGCCGGGAUCGUAGUUCUGGCCGAGACCCGGAGGAGACGACGAAAGGUGAAGACCGUCAAAGAGGGUUUUGGUGCUUUUAUUCGGCGUUUUGAGCUUCUUCCUUUCCCUCAACCUCCUCCUCCUGCAGCUAAGCAAACGCUUUCUGGACUAACAUUUGCCAUAGCGGACAUAUUUGAUGUGAAGGACUACGUGACGGGGUUUGGUAAUCCGGAUUGGGAGAGGACACAUGAGGUGGCGGGGAAGACUGCCAUGGUAGUGACUGCGCUGUUGAAGAGCGGGGCGACUUGCGUUGGGAAGACUGUUAUGGAUGAAUUGUCUUUUGGAAUAUCGGGUGAGAACAAGCACUAUGGAACUCCAACGAAUCCUCAGAUGCCAUCGUGUAUCCCAGGAGGUUCUUCUAGUGGUUCAGCAGUUGCAGUUGCUGCAGGUCUUGUUGACUUUUCCAUUGGCACUGAUACUACUGGAGGUGUGCGAAUACCAGCAUCCUUUUGUAGUAUUCUUGGAUUUCGUCCAUCUCAUGGGGCUAUAUCCACAGUUGGGGUUCUUCCGCAUGCACAAAGCUUAGACACUGUUGGAUGGUUUGCCCGUGAUCCAUCUGUACUGUGUCAAGUUGGAGAUGUUUUGCUUAAGUUGAACUCAGUGGAGCCCAGAAGAGCAAGGCGUAUUAUAUUUGCUGAUGAUCUCUUUCAAUUGUCUAAAGUUCCUAUGCAGAAGACAGUAUAUGCAAUUAGCAAAGCUGUUGAGAAUCUGUCCGGGUAUCAGUCAUCAAAGCACAUGAAUCUUUGUCAGUAUAUUGCUUCUAAUGUACCCAGUCUAAGGGGGUAUUGUGAACAUCCAACCCACCCACAAAAUGGAGCAUUCUUAUUGAAAGCUCUCUCUUCUGUCAUGUUUUCCUUACAAGGGUACGAGUUCAAAACAAAUCACGAAGAAUGGAUUGAAUCAGUCAAACCCCGGUUAGGUUGUAGUGUGUUUGAUUGUGUUAGUGCAGCCACUGGUGCUGCAUAUGAUAACAUAAAAACCUUGUACAAAGUUAAGAAUGAGAUGCGAGGUGCUUUUCAAAGUUUGUUGAAGGACGAUGGAAUACUAGUUAUUCCCACUGUUGCAGACAGUCCUUUAAAGCUUAAUACAAAGAAACGGUUUUCUUCUGAGUUUUAUGACAGAACUUUUGCAUUAUCAAGCAUUUCUAGUAUGUCUGGAUGUUGUCAGGUUACAGUUCCCUUAGGAUAUUUCAAUGAUUGUCCUGUUUCUUUCUCAUUCAUCUCUUUCCAUGGAGCUGAUAAAUUUCUUCUUGAUACGGUCUUGGAUAUGCAUACAACUCUUAAACAGCAAGUUAGUGAUGUAUCCUCCUGUGCUUUGUCAUUCUCAGAUGCGAAUGGUAACUUAGAAACUUCAGAACUGUUGAAGGAGAAGGGAAAUGCAGCAUUUAAGGGAAGGCAGUGGAAUAAGGCAGUUAAUUACUAUACUGAGGCUAUCAAGCUGAAUGGGAUGAAUGCAACUUACUAUUCCAAUCGAGCAGCUGCUUACUUAAAGUUGGGAUGCUUUCAGGAAGCAGAAGAAGACUGCAAUAAAGCUACAUUACAUGAUAAGAAGAAUGUGAAGGCAUAUCUGAGACGUGGAACUGCUAGAGAAUCACAACUACGUUAUAAAGAGGCUCUAGAAGAUUUCAAGCAUGCGCUGGUUCUUGAACCUCAGAACAAGACCGCUAGUGAUGCUGAGAAAAGAAUCAGAAAAUUGAUGACUUGAAUUUAUUUCUUCACUGUCUAUCUUCGGAAUGGACUUGAAGAGAAAGGAGAUGACGUGCCUAUAUUCACGAGGUGCUGCAAAUUUUGGUCCUUUUAUGUGUAUAUUUUAUUCUUUGGUGAUAUAAUAUUUUGUAUAUUUGCCACUUUUGAUAUAAUUUUACUUGAUGCCCUUGUGGAAAUGAAUUGCCUUGUACAAUAAUUUUAACCCAAAAUUCGUUGACUACAAGAAUUUUGUGGCCAACAGCCUAAGGUUAGAAAGUGAGAGCUAUAUGUAGCAACAUUGGGAAGCAAAAUAGCUUGUCAAUCCCCUCCACACAGAGAGAGAGAGAGGGAGAGACUAGUGGACAAAACGGAAUAGUUACUGUUUAUAUUUCCCCUCU